This is a messenger RNA of Sapajus apella (tufted capuchin), 2108 nucleotides long. Its product is annotated as ATM interactor-like. Gene Ontology annotation, cellular component: nucleus. Gene Ontology annotation, molecular function: transcription cis-regulatory region binding; DNA-binding transcription factor activity, RNA polymerase II-specific. The transcript has a single exon. Bases 348 to 2108 code for a protein of 586 amino acids. The record is from RefSeq and is a predicted model, not a curated record. Gene Ontology annotation, biological process: regulation of transcription by RNA polymerase II. Lineage: Eukaryota; Metazoa; Chordata; Mammalia; Primates; Cebidae.
AUAGUCAAUCCAACAAUAAGAAAAGAUUUGAAAACUGUACCGAAAUUCUACUGAUGUCCAAUCGAAGGCUGCCCCAGAGGCCCUGACAGACCAUUUUCUCAAUUUUCUCUCAUAAAACAGCACUUUAUGAAAAUGCAUGCUGAGAAGAAGCACAAAUGUAGUAAGUGUAGCAAUUCACAUGGCACAAAAUGGGACUUCAAAAGGCACGCAGAGGACUGUGUCAAGAUCAUCCGGUGCACAUGUGGCUGUCCCUAAGCCGGUAGAACAGCAAUGCAGUCUCACAUCUACCGAAUUGGCCACGAGAUCCCUGUAGAACACAGGGAUCCACCUAGUUAAAAAAAAGGAAAAUGGAAAAUUGCUUGCAAAACCAGAAGGUAUCCAAUAAGACCAUUGAAUCACUGAACAACCAGCCAGUCCCUAGAUUAGACACUCAAGAACUAGAAGCUUCAGAAAUAAAGCUAGAACCAUCUUUUGAAGACUCCUGUGGCUUUAACACUGAAAAGCAGACCUCUUACAACACUGCCGAGAUAUCCUCAGAAGUGGCUUUGGUUAAACUACCAGUGAUGCAGUUUUCUCUUAUGCUGGUCUUUGUGCCUACAGCCGACUCCUCAGCCCAGCCCUUGGUGGUAGGUGUCCAUCAGGGCUCUGCCACAGGGGCUGUGCACUUGCUGCCUUUGUCGGUAGGAACUCUGAUCCUUGGCCUAGAUUCAGACGGUUGCUCUCUAAAGGAGAGCAAAACUCUUUUCAAAACUGCGAAUCCUGUUGCUGUUGAGCCCAUAAGUACAGGUGUUCAAGUGAACUUGUAUAAAAGUCUGUCUGCUGCUUUACAAGAACUAGGGAACACAUGUCAAAAGAACAGCAUUUCUUCCAUCAGUGUGCAGACAGAUCUGUCUUAUGCCUCACAAAACAACUUUAUACCUUCUGCACAGUGGGCCGGCACUGAUUCCUCUGUGUCAUCUUGUUCUCAAACAGAUUUGUCGUUUGAUUCUCAAGUGUCUCUUCCCAUUAGUGUUCACACUCAGACAUUUUUGCCCAGCUCUAAGGUAAAUUCAUCUAUAGCUGCUCAGACUGAUACAUUUAUUGACACCUGUUACCAGUCAGGUGGAGUCUCCAGAGAAACUCAAACCAGUGGGAUACAAAAUCCAACAGAAGACCACGUACAGAUGGACCAAGCUGCAAUGUGUGGAGACAUUUUUGAGAGUGUUCAUUCAUCAUAUAAUGUUGCUAUAGGUAACAUUAUAAGUAACAGUUUAGUAGCAGAGACAGUAACUCAUAGUUUGUUACCUCAGAAUGACCCUAAGACUUUAAAUCAAGAUACUGAGAAAUCUGCACCAAUUAUAAACUUCAGUGCACAGAAUAGUAUGCUUCCUUCACAGAACAUGACAGAUAAUCAGACCAAAACCAUGGAUUUAUUAAGUGAUUUUGAAAACAUCUUGUCAAGUAAUCUACCUGCUCAGACAUUGGAUCAUCAUAGUCUUUUGUUUGAUACAAAUCCUGGACCUGACACCCAGCUCCCAUCUGGCCCAGCCCGGAAUCCUGGAAUCGAUUUUGACAUUGAAGAGUUCUUUUCGGCCUCAAAUAUCCAGACUCAAACUGAAGAGAGUGAACUUAGCACCAUGAACACUGUGCCAGUCUUGGAGUCACUGGACAUAGAGACUCAAACGGACUUCCUACUUGCAGAUACCUCUGCUCAGUCCUACGGGUGUGGGGGAAAUUCUAACUUCUUAGGCCUUGAGAUGUUUGAUGCACAGACACAGACAGACUUAAAUUUUUUCUUAGACAGUGGCCCUCAUCUGCCUCUGGGAAGUAUUCUGAAACACUCCAGCUUUUUCAUGAGUACUGAUUCAUCUGACACAGAGACUCAAACUGAAGGAAUCUCCACUGCUAAAAAUAUACCUGCUCUAGAAAGCAAAGUUCAGUUGAACAGUACAGAAACACAGACCAUGAGUUCUGCGUUUGAAACCCUGGGGAACUUGUUCUUCGCCAGCAAUGAAACUCAAACAGUGAUGGCCGACUUUCUUCUGGCUGAUUUGGCAUGGAACACGAUGGAGUCUCAGUUCAGCUCUGUAGAAACCCGGACCUCUGCUGAACCACACACAGCCUCAUAG